UCCAGCUUUAAUUAAAACUUUCCCAUUCUUAACUUAUUGCAGCCAUGGCCAACACCCAAAUAUUUUAUCUCCUAUUAUUGGCAUUAGCAUACGGCUCGAUGCUUCCUCGACUUAUUCAUGCUGACCAUGUCUCUACAGUAUCACGAGCAGUUGCAGAUGCAACUGACAGUAAUGAUGUGGAAGGUUUAACUGCAUUACAAAAUAGCUACAUAAUAUUGCAAUUCUCGACGGGUGAUCCUUGCUUUGGACUUGGUGGUCCAUGGUCCUGGGUUGAAUGCUCUACUGAUACACCAUCACGCAUAACCGCACUGAACCUCAAGAAUGCCGGUUUAAUUGGUCCUUUACCAGAUUUUAGCUCCAUGGAUGCUCUCGAGACAAUUGAUUUCAGUCAGAACUAUGUGACUGGGUCUAUUCCUAGUUUUCUUGGCACCUUACCACAUCUUACAACUUUGGAUUUGUCAAACAAUGGUUUGAGUGGAACAGUACCAGAUUCAAUAUCAAACAACAAGAAUUUGGACACAUAUAUAGGCGGAAAUCCAAAUCUUUCUGUGUCCGGCACGAGCGACUCAAACAAUCCCUCGAGUGAUGCUGAUCAGCAGUAUUAUUACAGCACGGAUUCGAAGAAAAAGAGUAAAAUAGGUGUAAUUGUUGGGGUUGUAAGUUCAGUUGUUCUGAUUGUAUCGAUAGUUGUUGGAGUUCUUGCCAUUAUAAACCAUAACAAGAGAAAAGCUGCUGCAGUGGCUGCAGCUAAUAAUGCUAUUGCAGCUGCAGCGGCAGGGAAUGGUAGGGUAGCAGCCCAGAAAGAAGAAAUGGUAGUAUGAAGGAGCCAGGAGAACAAAAGUUUAUAGUGGAUUGAUUGAAUCAUUAUAGGAAAGACUAUGCAUGAUAUUGUUAUUUUACUUUGUGGAAUAUUGUUUUGUAAUUCCACGGUAUAGAAAAAGAUUUGACAUUCUAAGUAUUCAAUUGUAAUAAAAUAAAAACUCUUCAAUUCUUCAUCACACAACCAUCUUAUUAGAAUAAACCACUUUUG
Molecule: messenger RNA, 1030 nt
Organism: Impatiens glandulifera
Lineage: Eukaryota; Viridiplantae; Streptophyta; Magnoliopsida; Ericales; Balsaminaceae
Product: putative leucine-rich repeat receptor-like protein kinase At2g19210
Exons: 8
Coding region: 45-821 (258 amino acids)
Source: RefSeq, a predicted model, not a curated record